This is a messenger RNA of Saprolegnia parasitica CBS 223.65, 891 nucleotides long. RefSeq lists its product as hypothetical. The record is from RefSeq and is a predicted model, not a curated record. The transcript has a single exon. Bases 1 to 891 code for a protein of 296 amino acids. NCBI's taxonomy places the organism in Eukaryota, Oomycota, Saprolegniomycetes, Saprolegniales, Saprolegniaceae.
AUGAGCGGUACCGAACGCCCAGCCAGACGCCCAACUGUGGCCUUGCUGACUGUCCUCAACUUGGACAUCGCGGUCACCGCCAUCGUCCAGUGCAUCCCUGCAGCCAAGGACGUCAACGCCUUCCUCGCUGCGCUGCCGGCCGAUGCGCGUACCCCGACGCUGGCGGCGCUCCAGGAGCUCCUGCGUGACCCCGUGGCGGUCGUGCGGCCCAAACGUUUUGGGCUCCGACGUUUCAAGCGAACGAAGGAGUUCGCGGAGCUCUUGUGGCCUGUCUUGCAGUUGAACGAGCUCACGUUUGCGGGCGCUGCGCUUGCAGUGGAUGCGAUGUCGGUCUUUGCCGCCGUCACGUACUUGCACAACAGCUACUACGACGCCACCCGCCCGUCGAUGGACAGCCUCUUGCGCCGCUGUACCCGUCUCACCAGCGUCAACGUGGGAUCGAAGGUGUCGGUCCUGGACGCGGUCACGACGCCCGCGCACCGUGUCUCGUCCCUCACCCUCGCCAUGGAGGACGCAACAAGAGACGCAGAGACUGCAACAUGCUUGAUGCGUUGGCUCGGGUCUGGCCACGCACAGCACUUGGAGUUUUCGUGUGCUUCGCUGGCGAUGGCGCCAGUGGUGAUGGAGCUCUCCGUGCUCUCCAGCCUCGAUGUCUCGUUCGAGUUUUCCGGGCUCGUUGCGCUGCUCGUUGGAGUCGCGCCAGCGUUCACGCGCCUCACAAGCUUGCGCAUCUCGCAUCAUCAGGCGUCGGCCUCGCUUGCCGUCUCGGAGCUUCUGACGCGCUUCCACGCUGUACCACUUCUAUCGCUCCGCGUCGAGGGCUUUGAUCACGAUGAUACUGCCAUCACUCCCAACGACCAAGACACUACGUAUGCCAAGUCUUUGAGUUAG